Molecule: messenger RNA, 474 nt
Organism: Lactuca saligna
Lineage: Eukaryota; Viridiplantae; Streptophyta; Magnoliopsida; Asterales; Asteraceae
Source: the annotation of a GenBank genome assembly
AUGUUCAAUCGUGUUGUAAAUUAUCUUAAGGAUGAUACACUAUCAGCUGGUGACGAUUAUGUUCAUGAUCAACAUGAAUAUCCUAAGGAUUAUCCACAUCAUUAUGAUGAUUUCGGGUUAGCUGAUCAUGAUUCUCUACAUAAUAUCGAUUUUCAAAUAUCCGAGAAUAGCAAUCUAAAUUUAGAUGCAGAAAACGAAUUCGAGUUCAAUGAUAAUCUGACAAAUUAUACUAUAGCCGAUGAUAACAUUGAUUUUCAGAAAGAACAAUCUCAUGUUACACAUGAUUAUGUUUCUCCUGGUGGAUCAUCUUAUUGGAUUCCUGUUGUUUCAGACCACAUCAAACCUAAAAUCAAUUCAAAUGUUGAUUCAUAUAGUGCAACAUUAUCAAUGUAUUACAAUUACGCAUCAUUAGCAGACUUUGAUGUCAGGCUUGGACCAAUUAGAACCACCGAAUCCGACAUUAUCACACAAUGA